Molecule: messenger RNA, 2388 nt
Organism: Canariomyces notabilis
Lineage: Eukaryota; Fungi; Ascomycota; Sordariomycetes; Sordariales; Chaetomiaceae
Product: glycoside hydrolase family 63 protein
Exons: 4
Coding region: 1-2388 (795 amino acids)
Biological process (GO): oligosaccharide metabolic process; protein N-linked glycosylation
Cellular component (GO): endoplasmic reticulum membrane
Molecular function (GO): Glc3Man9GlcNAc2 oligosaccharide glucosidase activity
Source: RefSeq, a predicted model, not a curated record
AUGGCCCCGGCUUCGCCUCUGUCGAGACGCGUCCGGUCUCUGGUUGUCGCCUUUAGUGUCUUUGCCCUUACCGUCCUGACAUCAAACGCGUCAAACGCGUCCUGGCAAACAUGGGGCCCCUAUCGGCCAAAUCUCUACUUUGGGGUCCGCCCACAGGUCCCGGAGACUUUGCUCAUGGGCUUGAUGUGGGCGAGCGGCGACAGUCGAGAUAAGCUCCUAAGCACUCUUCGCGAUACGUGCGAGCAAAACGAUGGCAUGAGAGGUUACGGAUGGACUUAUUACGACACUCGCCUUGGAGGCUCUCAGACAAUGCACGACACGCAGCUACAGCUUGAUCUCGACACGGAUUUUCUCAAGACAGAGGAUGGGGCCACCUGGGCUGUUCGAAUAACCGGUACUCCAGACCCAAGUGCCCCCGAUGUGAAUACCUCGGUCAUCCUCCAUGUAGCAGUGGAGAACGUGACUUCAAAUGGACCAAAAUCUCUUGUCUGCGAAAAACAGACUGAGGGCAAGGAUGGAAUCGAAGCCGUGUGUCGGGGAGAGAUAGCCGCUCUAGGCGAGUUAGAGCUCAAUGUGCUGGGCGACGCCAUGAACAAUUUGGUAUACAACACCGCCGUGAAGAGUGUGCAGGUGCCAGAAGACAAGAUCUGGCAGGCGAAGUCUGUCUUCAUCGAUCAUCUCAGAGCUCUUCCCGGGAACCAAAUGACUCUGGAAGAUGCUGCUGGCGCUGGAAACAUGCACUUCGUCCAGUUGACCUUCCAAGGCCCAUUCAAGCUAAUGCUUACGUAUCACGGCGUAGAAGCCACGCCCCUGAACCCAAAUACCGUCGAGAGUGGUCUCAGCUCUCUCCGCUCUACGUUCCCUUCCACUGUGGAUAGGGUAUUUCCAAGAUCAUCACCGUUUCAGCAGGACAAGUAUGCCAAGUUCACGCAGGAGAUCCUAUCGAACUUGCUUGGCGGAUUAGGCUUCUUCCAUGGAGACACCAAAGUGGACUAUUCAAACGCCACCGAGUAUUUGGAAACCGACCUCGACUUCUGGCUGAAGGCACAAGCUGCCAUGGCUCGCGCUCCGAUCACAACCACGGCUCCCCUGACCCUCCUCACCCACACGCCCUCGCGGCCUUUCUUUCCGCGAGGGUUCCUCUGGGAUGAGGGCUUUCACCUGCUUCCCGUCAUCGAGUGGGAUCUAGACUUGGCUGUCUCCGUUCUCCAAAGCUGGCUCAACCUGAUGGACGAGGAUGGUUGGAUCGGUCGUGAGCAGAUCUUGGGCCCUGAAGCUCGCAGCAGAGUGCCCGCGGAAUUUCAUGUCCAGUAUCCCCACUACGCCAACCCUCCAACACUUUCACUGCUAUUCCCGAUCCUGAUUUCCAAACUCGCGGGCACAUCUCCCUAUGCCGGCCACCCCUCUACCUACCUCUCGUCGCCAGAUGAUGCUUCGAGGAUGCUAAAGGAUUUAUACCCGCUCCUCGCACGCCACUACCAAUGGUUCCGCCGCACACAGGCGGGAAACUUCACCGGCGCCUAUCCACGUCCAGAAGGUGCUAUUGCUGGAGAAGGAUUCCGCUGGCGGGGCAGAACACCCAUGCAUUGCCUGACCAGCGGACUUGAUGACUAUCCUCGGGCCAAUCCACCGCACCCCGGCGAGCUUCACGUCGACGCUCUCGCGUGGGUUGGCGCCUCGGCCAAUGCGCUUCAGCAGGUCGCAAGGCACCUGGGCGAGCAAGCCGACGCCGACAUGUACGAGAAGCAUGUGGCGGCGGUGAAGCACAACCUCGACGCUCUCCAUUGGGAUGCGGCGAACAAAACAUACUGCGAUGCGACCAUCGCGAGCGACAAUUACACGCUCGUCUGCUACGAGGGAUACGUGUCGCUGUUCCCGCUCUUGCUGGGGCUCAUGGACGCAGACCACCCGAAUCUGCCGGCGGUGCUGGACCUGCUCUCGGACCCGGCCAAGAUGUGGUCCGACUACGGCCUGCGGAGCCUGAGCGCGGCCGACCCCAACUACGGCAAGGACGACAACUACUGGCGCGGCGCCGUGUGGAUGAACCUGAACGUCCUGGCCGUGCUCCGCCUGCGGGACGUGGGCCUCCAGAAUCCUGCGGGCCAAGGUCGCACCCCUGUCCAGACCAGAGCGCUGUCGCUCGCGGCCCAGCUCAGGGAGCGCCUGGUGAACACGGUCUACAACAGCUGGGAGCAAACGGGCUUCUUCUGGGAGCAGUACAGCGACAAGACGGGCGAGGGAACCCACAGCAGGGCCUUCACGGGCUGGACGGCCUGUGUCAUUCUGCUGUUGGGCCUGCAGUUUGAUAAGACCACAGUGGGAAGGGGGAUGGACAUCGCCAGCCUGGGCUCGUCUUCCAGCACGCUGUCGUUUUUUUGGUGUCGCUAG